UGCCGCGAUGAUGUCUGUUAGAGAAUUUUUCUUGUGUCUUUCCAUCCCGCUGCUUGCUCAGAGUAAUGUUUUAGAAAACAUUGUACCCGCUGAUAUUAAAGCUCUACGGAUUGGUGAAAACGUGACACUCCAGGCCUACAUCUUCUAUGAUUCUGCGUUCGUCGAGAAGACGAAGAAAAACAGUGAAAGCGUUGGUGAUGACAGUGAUCCAAUGAAAAAGUAUUUCGAAGACUUAUUUAGAAAGGUUGAAUUGGCCUUUCACAAUGAGUCAGUAAUGAUAAGCGUCGAGGUAGAACACGUCAGUCAGAAAAAUGACCUGUCGGUCUAUUAUUACGAAGGGUUCCUAAACGAAAAAGCCACGCUGGAGAAUGUUACUGCUUAUGGAAAAUCUUUAGGUCAACCAUCUAACACCAUAUUUUACCAUUUUACUUGGAGCAAGCAUAAGUUCAUCUCCACCAACGUAAAGACCGGUGCUAUAAGUCAGUCAGCCGUGGAGACGGAUGGAACGUUUUGCUCCCAGAAUACCAGUGCUGCAGUCAUAGGGCACUUGCAUGGAUCUAUGAAUAGAGAAUCGACAGUCAAGGCAACCGCCUUUAUAUUUGGGUCGCUACACUUCUUGUGGUUUGAUGAACAGGACAAGCAAAAUAUGAAUGAGACGUUCUUGAGGUGUCUCAAUAAGGAGAAAAUACCUGAAGAUAUUCCAGCGUGUUGACAAAAGCGAGCUGACAGCUGCGUACCCACACACCUUCUAUUGUCUUCAGUAAAAAAUGCUGCAAGAGAGAUGCUAUUGAAAAAAAUUGGUCUAUCUUUGAAAAACAAAUCGUUAAGUAGGUAUCUGGCUUAGGCUUUCAGCGAUAAAUAAUUUCGAAUACUUUUGCUAUGCACACAUUUCUUGCAUGUGGCUGUGGCGUAUACAAUAUUCUGAAGUUGUCUCUGACCAUAUGUUUCACUUACUACCUUUUUUAAGAAAAUGUUUUUCACCCUCUUCCCAGUUUGUUACCUGUUUUAUUCGUUCCUAACCGCUAUUAAAAUACUGAGACCACACUACAUUCGGAUCACACAUCCUGCACCCUGUCCUCACUCUCAUGCAUACAUAAUCACCCGCCGUCGGAUGCAAUCUUCGGUUAAAUAUUGCUCGCUCCAUGAAUACUUCAUUCACUCACCCAACUUAUAAUAUAUGCGUAUAGCAGCAAUUGAUUUAGGUGCGAGAAGUUGUCGCCUGAACUUCUUUCAGCAGUUCUAAGUGCUGUUAUAUUUGGCUACUGCUGGCCUGUAUUACAGUACACAAUAACUACGCCGAAACUCGGCCGGCAAUUUUGGUGACAUCCUCACCAGGCGAAAUUUUAAAAACGGAAGCCUUAUUCUUUGCAUGUUCCGUUAGCGUCCAAAACAGGUAUUUCAUGCAAGCACGCAAUGUUUCAAAGCCAUGGACAUGGCGUAGUGUGUAAAUAAAGAGAACGGCACAUUGUACACAUCAUAUGUUGUAUGUAUUUUGAGGUACCAUUCAAAGAACCAGUUCGAUUCCAACACCCGCAGUGCACCUAUUGGUUCAGACGGGCAAAGCAUACACCUGCCUUGCGUUCGACUUUCUUCAGGGGUGAUACGCUUAGGAAAGCAGCUUACGCCCCUAAUUUCCGUUCAGACAGCAAGCCCCCAUCCGACAAGUAGUAGACCAUUCCACCAGGUAUGCGGGAGGUAUUGAGUUCAAAUUUCUGGGCCAGCGGAAACUCACCGUUUUUUGCGAAUCAAUAGAGAUGUCCCAUGACCUGAUGCUUGGCUUCUUGUCAGGGUUUAGAAACUUGAAGUGGGCCCAGUAGAUCUUAUGUUUGUGCUCUCUGGGCGCCUCUUGUCGAACCACACACGGCCUUGUCGAACCACCACGCCCACCCCCGAUUUCGCUGCGUGUGACCUCAAAAUGGAAGCCAGUUUCAGAGAUCAGGCCAAGCACCUGGCAGAUUCUGAUUAUCCUAUGCGUAUGCUCACUUCUGUCGAGGAGGGCUUAAGCAGGAAGUGCAAAAGCACGUCGAAUGGAAGCAGUGCCAAUGCUAGAGCAAAGAAAGUUGCUGUGGUACCAUACAUUUAUUGCAUUUCACAUAUUCUCAGAAGAAUAGUGGCGAAAUCGGGGGUGGACGUGGUUUUCUCUGCCCCUGAGCGCGCAGAGAAGCUGUGCAAACAGGUUAACACAGAGAAUAACAAAAGGCACGCAUGUUCUACAUAACACCGCAAACAAUUUUUAACCUGUACUCAUAACGUUGUCUAUGCCAUCCCACUUUCUUGCGGAAGAACGUAUAUUGGUCAAACCGGCAGAUGCAUCAACGAGAGAUUAAAAGACCAUCGAUAUAACAUCACUAGGGUAAUCUCGGGUCAUUUGGGUAUUCACUGCCGAGAUUGUUCCUGCAAGCUCAUGUUUGAAAGCACUUCGGUUCUGUAUAAGGCUCAUAGCAGGAUGACGAGGGAGAGUGUGGAGGCCUAGGAGAUUGCAAAAUUAGAGCAACAGUGCGUAAGCAAGCCUUCGGUGUCACUAACGGAAAAGGAGAUACGAUUCCUCGGUUUAUCUUUGUGACCAUUGCAGUACAUGUUUUCGCUUGCCUUGCACACGUGUACGGUUCAUCGAAAUGCACCACUGAAUGCUCUUUUUUGCUGUUACGUUUGUUUCCGCUCGCACGGUAUAUAUUUAUCGAUGCGUGCGAAAA
Dermacentor albipictus is the source of this 2693-nucleotide messenger RNA. RefSeq lists its product as uncharacterized. Lineage: Eukaryota; Metazoa; Arthropoda; Arachnida; Ixodida; Ixodidae. The record is from RefSeq and is a predicted model, not a curated record.